Molecule: messenger RNA, 243 nt
Organism: Racocetra fulgida
Lineage: Eukaryota; Fungi; Glomeromycota; Glomeromycetes; Diversisporales; Gigasporaceae
Source: the annotation of a GenBank genome assembly
AUGUAUUUUCAAGAAGAUACUGAAAACAUUCCGUAUGAAAUUUACUUCCAAUAUUAUCCUUCCCAAAAGUGGGCACGUCUCCAUUAUAUCAAAGAAACCUCUUGCGCAUCUGAAAUUCGUAAUAGAGCACAAGAACUCUUAGACAAUAAAGAUGUGCUUGUACCUAUUGGCUACAUCCCGAUAGGGUGGGAAAUUUAUCCUUAUGAGUUAACUAAAAUAGAUCGUCUAUUAGCUACGCCCUGA